Molecule: messenger RNA, 1878 nt
Organism: Centropristis striata (black sea bass)
Lineage: Eukaryota; Metazoa; Chordata; Actinopteri; Perciformes; Serranidae
Product: synaptotagmin-1-like
Exons: 8
Coding region: 1-1419 (472 amino acids)
Biological process (GO): regulation of calcium ion-dependent exocytosis; cellular response to calcium ion; regulation of dopamine secretion
Cellular component (GO): dense core granule; synaptic vesicle membrane; axon
Molecular function (GO): phosphatidylserine binding; syntaxin binding; calcium-dependent phospholipid binding
Source: RefSeq, a predicted model, not a curated record
AUGCUCUUUAACUGGACUGCGACGCAUGGACAUAGGGAUUACACAGCGCACAUACGAAGUUGUGUUAUCUCUCACUGUAGGAGCCAACAUGACAGAGAACAUCAAACCAACAAUAACUCUACUGAUUCUGAUGUUUUGACAGCUGACAUGAGGUUGGCCAGUAUCGGGGUCCGGGCCCGGAGGGCUGCAGAGCCGUCUGAACCAGAGCCAGAGGAGGCAACAGAGCCGGUUCACCAUGAGCACUCCCAUUCAGAACACCAUGAACACUCACAUACAGAACAUCACCCCAGCCACGACUACAACCACAUGAAGGACAAGUUCAUGAAUGAGAUAACUCAUCUGCCAAUUCCUGUGUGGGCAGUAGCAGCCAUUGUGGUGGUGGUCCUGGUUUUGGUGGCAUGCUGCAUUUUCUGUCUUUUCAAGAAAUGCUUUGGGAAAAAGAAAAAGCCAAAGAAAGUGAGGGAGAGGAAGACGGGUCGCCGCAAAAAAGAAAAGGAAGGUGAAGGAGAGGCUGGAGAGAAGGAGGGGGAGGUGAAGAAGGAAGGAGAGGAAGAGGAGAAAGAACAGGAAAAGUUGGGUAGACUGGAGUUCUCGUUGGACUACAACUUCACAGAUGCUCAGCUUAUAGUUGGAAUCCUUCAGGCUCAGGACCUUGCUGCUAUGGACAUGGGGGGAACCUCAGACCCCUAUGUCAAAGUCUUUUUGUUACCGGACAAAAAGAAGAAGUACGAGACCAAAGUUCAGCGCAAGAAUUUAUGCCCUGUUUUCAACGAGACUUUCAUCUUUAAGAUCCCGUAUGCAGAGUUGGGCGGUAAGACUUUGGUGCUGCAAGUUUUUGACUUUGACCGUUUCUCCAAGCAUGACAUGAUUGGUGAGAUAAAGAUUCCCAUGAACAGCGUUGAUUUGGGCCAGCCAAUGCAACAAUGGAGAGAUGUAGAGAGUGGAGAGAAAGAGGAGCAAGAAAAACUGGGGGAUAUUUGCAUUUCUUUACGGUAUGUACCCACUGCUGGAAAACUGACUGUGAACAUCAUGGAGGCAAAGAAUCUGAAGAAAAUGGAUGUUGGUGGUUUAUCAGAUCCAUAUGUGAAGAUUGUUCUGCAGCAAAAUGGGAAACGACUGAAGAAGAAGAAGACGACAGUCAAGAAAAACACGCUCAAUCCCUACUUUAAUGAGAGUUUCAGCUUUGACGUACCCUUUGAGCAGAUACAGAAAGUACAAGUUGUCCUCACAGUGUUUGACUAUGAUAAACUGGGGAGCAACGACCCCAUUGGAAAGACCUUUAUGGGUUACGGAGCUACAGGCGUUGGCCUGCGACACUGGUCAGAUAUGCUUGCCAAUCCCAGACGUCCAGUAGCCCAGUGGCACACUCUGUUGCCAGAAGAAGAAGUUGACGCGGCAGUCAAAGCAAAACCUCGUUAGAGACACACCUUGUUUUAGAGAGACAUAAUGCUGAUGUGUUACUUAAUGUUAAUCCUAAUGUUUUUUCAAUGUGCAUGUUCUGUUUCCAUUGUGUUUCUUUUAAGAUACUUUAAUGUGUGUGUGUAUGUAUGUGUGCAUGUGUGUGCGUGUCAUGUACAGAUCAUUUUUGAUAUUUGGUUGUUAUUCUUGUUACCUUCCCCUAUUAACCUGAUUCUGUAAACCAACAUGACUUUGUAUUUGUGUACUUUGAAAAUACUUCUAUGUAAAUGUGCAUCUUUUGUGCAUGCUCAUGCACGGGCCUAGUAAAAUCUGGAUGCGUAAAGGAAGGAUAUCAGUUAUUCUGUUUUUUCUGAAAAGUCACUCUGGAAACUUGUUGACAUGUACACUGGGCCUUUUUGCUGUUCUGUAGUGAUGUGGUGCAGCAGAGUCCUGAAAAAUGCUUGUUGUAAUGGUUUGGAU